Molecule: messenger RNA, 2469 nt
Organism: Aegilops tauschii subsp. strangulata
Lineage: Eukaryota; Viridiplantae; Streptophyta; Magnoliopsida; Poales; Poaceae
Source: RefSeq, a predicted model, not a curated record
UUGUUGACACUGUUUACCAACAUGCAGGAAUCAGAUCAUUAAACUUCCUGUUGUCCUUGCCAGGGUCCCACUGCCAUUGUGCAUCCUUUUCAAAUGAGUAUUCCCACAAGGAAAAAAAUGCUCUUGCCUUGUAUCUGCUGUUGUGCAGGGAUUAUAGCAUCACAUCCAGUUACGGGGAAAAUAUGCAGAAUCCCAUGUAUUCAGAGAGUGCUAUCUAACACAUCAAUGAAGCCAAUUGAGUUGCCACUCAUUUUAUCAUCAUGUACAUCAUAUUCUAGCAUAUCCUCGAACACGUUGGGCGUGGCGUGAACUGUUGGUGUCAGUUCCACACUGGGAAGUCGGAUGUCGGGCUCAGGAGUUUGUUGUGCUGUUGGCAUUGGUGUUUCAAGUGACCGUGGAAGGAUAAGUGAUGGAGUUUGGAACAAGGCAGAGGCUUGAGAUUGUUCCAGUGAGCCGUUGUCAGGCGCACAUGGCUGCUUGCUAAGGGAGACUGCAAGUUGUGAAACCAUCGAUGCGAGCUUCACAAGCUCACCUUCGAUACUGUCAAAGGAGGUUUGAGUCUGCACUUGUUGGUGUUCCAAAUGGGCAGUGAUGUCUAGAACCUCGUGUGGAAGCCUCUUUGGCUUGAGCUUGCUGGUGUGCCGCCCUCAUCAGAGUAGCCUUCUUGGCUUGAGCUUGGAGGUGGAGUUGCUGCUCCUCUGUGGCUUCUUGACAUCACAUCAGUGGUCAUGGUGUCCAGCCGGAAGCACGGGUAGUCGCAUUUGGCGCCAGAUGCGAAUGUGUAGUCCAAGGCCUGCUUGGUCCGCUAAUGAACACAGAGCUGGGGAGGACGGCCGGCGUCAUCAGGCGGAGGAAGAGAUGGAUGGAUCGCUUCAUUUUCUAAAAGAAACAGAUCACCCUGCCGACAGGAUGUUAAUUCUCAUGGUGGCAAAAAAGUAAGAUAUCCAAUGCCAGAUCUUCCAGAGGACAUCUGGCGUCAUAUACAUUUCCUACUGCCAAUGCAAGAUGCUGCCCGUGCUGCCUGUUUGUCUAGGUCCUUUCAAAGCUCCUGGAAAUGCUACCCCAAUCUUACCUUCACUAAUGAAACAAUGUGCUCCAAAGAAAAUUCAUGUAAGAGAACAACGGGCUCAAAUGUUAUAUGAGACUACAACAACAAGAUUGACCGUGUUUUAAGAAACCACUCAGGAGCUGGUGUGAAGAAAUUGAGGCUUGAACACUAUGUUAUUCCUUGUGAUGCAGAACCGUAUCAUCAUCUCACCAGUUGGCUCCAGAUUGCGGUUACACCAGGGAUUGAACAACUCCACCUUACAUUAUCCCCGAAGGAUGCAACGUUUAACUUUCCAUGUAUGCUUCUAUCUGAGAGAUGUCAAGGCUCGAUGCAGUAUCUUCACCUUGCCAAUUUGGACUUACAUCCCACAUUUGAACUUGGUUUGAGAACCCUAAGAACGCUGCAUCUGUGUAAUGUGCAUAUUACUGGGGAUGAGUUAGGGUGCCUUCUGACCCAUUCCUUUGCUUUGGCACAUUUGAGACUUCAAUAUUGUCAUGACAUCAUUCGCCUGGAGAUACCUUGUCUGCUGCAGCGGCUCAGGUUCCUGGAAGUGCUUGAAUGUAGCCUUCAGGUGUUAGAGAUCAAUGCCCCAAAUAUCUUCAGAUUGCGCUUAUUAGAUUUUAGUGUGCAACUCUUGCUUGGAAAGUCAUGGAAGAUGAAGAACCUGAUGUUGAACAAUAGCUGUGUCAUCAGUUAUGCUAUUAACAACCUUCCUUCCUGUGCACCAAAAAUACUUAAUGCACCAGUGGCAUCUAGCAAAUUUCGCCACCUCAAGUUCUUGAAUAUUUAUCUUGCGGGACUUCAUUCUCAUCGGGACUAUGAUUAUUUAUCCUUAGUUUCUUUUUUUGACGCUUCUCCUUUGUUGGAGAAGUUUGUCUUGCUUGUAUCACGAGUGCAGUCCAAGUAUGACUGGUUUGAGGGAGAUCCCUCAUCUCUGAGACAAAUGUCAGAACACCGCCAUCGCAACCUCAAGAGUGUGAAGAUCAGUAGUUUCUGCCCCCAAAAAAGCAUGCUUGAGCUAGCACGUCAUAUUCUUGAGAAUGCAACAUCACUUGAGUGCCUUACAUUGGACACCACUCCUAUUAGUCACCGAUGUUCUGGCGAUAUGUUGGACAGGAAAUGCCCUCCACUGGAAACUGAAUGUAUAAGGGAUGCACAUAAAUCAAACUUGGCUGUGAGAAAAUACAUUGAGGGGAAAGUUAACUCCACAGUCAAGUUAAACUUACUAGGGCCUUGCAGCCGGUGUUAUGCUUUGUGAAAUUCAGAUCUCAAAUCACCUUGUGAAGUUUAGUUGUUAAAUGUUUGCCUUUGAGUUCUUUGUUUGGGCUUCGUAAUAGAACUCCCAUAAUAACUUAUUAGCAGACUGUCAAAUUUAUGUAUUAUUUACUUGAUUCACCAGUUAUUGUUGUGGAGUUCAUUUA